Molecule: messenger RNA, 2142 nt
Organism: Monoraphidium neglectum
Lineage: Eukaryota; Viridiplantae; Chlorophyta; Chlorophyceae; Sphaeropleales; Selenastraceae
Exons: 8
Molecular function (GO): RNA binding
Source: RefSeq, a predicted model, not a curated record
AUGGACGUCGCGAGCGCCCUCGGCAAGCUCAGCACUAUCGAGUCUCGCGACACCAUGCCCUUCUCCUCGGACACUGACACCGGCGGCUUCUCGACGCACCAUCAACAGCACAGUCAACACUACCAACACCACUCAAGCGGCGGCCGUGUCCCCAGCCGCGCCGAUGUCUACCCUGACCGCGACCAGCGUGCAGCUGCCGGCGCCAUGCCAGCGCCUGCAGGCGCCGCCGGUCUGUCCUUCGGAACACUGGCCGCGCACGACGCUGCGGCACUGCAGCCGGCCACCACGUACGCGCCGCCGCCCUGCAACCCCGCCGCACCCGCCGCCACGGGCGGCGGCGGCGGCGCGGCGCACCCCAACAGCGGCACGCCGUCGGGGAUCGGGCGACCCGUGGUCGAGCCCCUGCCAGAGUCGACGCCCGCGCCAGUGGCCGACCCGGCCGAGGCGCUCAUGCUGGCCACAUACCUGCGCCUGGUGCAGGAGACGCACGGCCAGGAGGCGGCCGCUGUGGCCGCGGCAUCCUCCGCGCCGCACGCGGGCGGCGUGCCGCCGCCUGCGCCGGCCGCGCACACGCCGCCGCCGCUCGCAUCGGCGCCCCGCGCGCCGUCGUCCCGCCCCUCGUCCCGGCCCGCCUCUGCGGGCCCGCAGUCACAGACUCGAAGCGGCGGCAGCGCCGCCGACCUCGGCGCCGGCGACGCGGCUGCCGGUGAGGUCGUGAGCAACAUGCUUGGAUUCAUCCGUGACCGCAAGCUGGCCACCAACAACCCGCCGCGGCGGACCAGCCUGGGGAGCGAGAGCGCGGGCAGCAGCGUGUCGUCUUCGGCAGGCAGCAAGGGCAGCAUGAAGAUCUGGAUCCAGCCCAGCGGCCCCCGGCGCCCCGGAGAAGGUACAGAGGACGAAGAGCAGGGCAUCCUGACGGCUGAGGAGGUGGCCGCCAGCGGUGACGUCAUGCUGAGGAUCACCCUGCUGGCGGCUGGCUUCGUCAUAGGCCCCGCGGGCGCCAGCGUGCGCGAGAUCAUGCGGCGCACCGGCGCCGACAUCAAGAGCUGGACGGAGGCCCACAGCUCCACCAGGACACGCCGCCCCGCGCGCAUCUUCCUCAUUGGGGGGGAGCGCCGCAGCAUGGCGCAGGCCAUCUACGUCAUCACCGCCGCGGUGGACCGCUACAAGGAGCUGUGCGAGGGAAAGUACACGGGCCAGGCAGUGCCCCGCAUCCAGCGCGUGCUGGGCGUCGAGUUCUCAUACCAGCCGCCCCCCAAGAGCACCGUGCCGUACGCCGCCUCCCUCAAGGGGACGCACAUCGGGCUGCCGGGGCAGAGGAACCCCGCACGCGCGCACGGCGCCCCGUCCGGCCCGCCCGCACGCCCGCCCCAAGCCCGCGGCCCAGGAGGCGCCCUGCCCCCGCACUAUGGCUCAGCGCCCCCGCCUGCGCUGGGAUACCCCCAGGACCCUGCCUCUGCGGCCGCCGCAUACGCUGCCAUGCUCGGUGCCGCCGGGAUGCUGCCGCCGCUGCACCCCGCGGCGCUCGCGGCCGCCCCCGACCCGUCGGCGGCCGCCGCGCUGCAGGCGAUGGCAGCGUCGGGCGCGUUCGGGCCCGCCGUCGCGGCCGCCGCGGGCGGCUACCCUGGCGCGCUGGUUCAAGGUUCGCCGGGUGAGGCGGCUGCGGCCUUCAGCGCCUUCGCGCCCUACGCCUGCGGCAUGGGCGCGCCGGCGCAGCAGGGCGGCGGCGGCGAUGCGCAGCUGAUUGCUGGGAUGGGCUCCGACGACCCCGGCGCCGCGGCCGCCGCCGCGGCGGCCGCGGCGGCGACAGCAUACACCAUCAGCGGCGGCGCCGGCGGCGCCGCAGACUUUGGCUAUGCCCUCAUGCCGCCGGCGCCGGGCUUUGCCGGCGCCGCCGGCGGCGGCGCGGGCGCGUACGGCGUUUGGACGGGCGGCCCGAUGGCGGACGCCGCCGCGGCCGCCGCUGCGGCAAGCGGCUUGCCGGUCCCGAUCCCCGGUCCGCCGGCCGCCCUUGACGGCAUGCAGGGCGGCGCGGCGGGGCACGCCCAGCUGCAGGCGCAGCGCAGCGGCAGCUCCGGCCGGGGCGCGGGAACGCCGCCGCGGCGCCCCGGGUCCGCGGCGGGCGAUCAAAAUGGCGGCCGC